Messenger RNA from Phymastichus coffea, 1103 nucleotides. RefSeq names its product F-box/SPRY domain-containing protein 1 (gene Fsn). Gene Ontology annotation, cellular component: SCF ubiquitin ligase complex; synapse. The record is from RefSeq and is a predicted model, not a curated record. The transcript is spliced from 4 exons. Bases 168 to 965 code for a protein of 265 amino acids. NCBI's taxonomy places the organism in Eukaryota, Metazoa, Arthropoda, Insecta, Hymenoptera, Eulophidae. Gene Ontology annotation, biological process: synapse assembly involved in innervation; proteasome-mediated ubiquitin-dependent protein catabolic process. Gene Ontology annotation, molecular function: protein binding.
UCAAGCGAGUAAGUAGCGCGUUGCUCUCGCAAAUGAAUUUUAGUUGCUCCGUACUCUGUGUAGCUAGCGGCCUUCAUCAAUAAAAACAAACGAGCCGUUGAGUUUCCGCACGUGGGUGUCGAUGGCUCCGUGGGUCAUCUUUUCAGCCCAAUCGAGUGCUGUUGUUGAUGACAAUGAGCGGUACCGGUGCGUGGAAAAUGGACGGCAGCAUUGCCACAUUUCCCGACCAUAUCCUCGAGAUGAUAUUCUCGCACUUGGAUCUCUACACCCUCGGCAAUUGUCUGCUCGUUUGCAAGAGAUGGCACAGGUUUCUUAAUAACGAUGAAAACAACGAUAUCUGGCGCGAGCAUUGCAAAAAGAAGCUCACUGAGGAGACACUCAGCUCGGAUUUGUUGUCCUCAGUGCCCAGUUACAAAGGCAAACUCAGGGCUUACUAUUAUGCCUGGAAUCCAAAUGAUUGCUCCAGGAAUAUCUAUACCAAAUUCAAUGACUUCACAUUACACAGGAAUCCAGUUGCUCAAAGUACUGAUGCAUGUCGAGGAAAAAUUGGGUUUCGACAUGGCAGACAUGCUUGGGAAGUAAUAUGGGAAGGUCCACUGGGUACUGUUGCUGUUAUAGGCAUUGCAACUAAGGAAGCUGCUUUGGUUUGUCAGGGUUAUGUUGCUUUGCUUGGUUCGGAUGAACAUUCCUGGGGAUGGAAUCUUGUCGAUAAUAAUCUCUUGCAUAAUGGAGAUGCACAGGGCAAUUAUCCUCUUCCAAAUAAUGCACCAAAGUAUCAGGUUGGAGAAAGAAUAAGAGUUAUACUUGAUUGUGAUGAUAACACAUUAUCAUUUGAGAAAAAUUAUGAAUUUUUAGGGGUAGCAUUCAGAGGUUUACCAGAUAAAAGAUUAUAUCCAGCUGUUUCCGCCGUUUAUGGAAACACUGAAGUUUCUAUGGUAUAUUUGGGUCCCCCAUUAGAUGGGUAAUCAUUUGAAUUUUUUAACGCAAUUCAAUAUAACUCAUGAUGGUUGUUUUGUAUAUUCUGUGAAUUUAUAUUAGCUAUCCUAAGAAAUUUUAGUAGUACGUUUAUUAUUUAUUUUUUGUAAUAUAUUUAUUAUAAAUUA